UCUCGCGACCACAGCAACGACCAAAAAGGAUGACGAGCCGAAAACCGAAAACGAGUGCGUUGGACAAGAAGGUGCCACGCAACCCAAAGUUCAAGAAUGUGCGUAGCCGCAUCGACACUGGUAGCUCCAUGAGCAAGCAUCAAGAGCGUGUGGACUACGUCAAGAAGCACUUCAAGUACCGCAAGGAUGAGAUCUUCCGCCGCAUCAAGGCAACCACCCUCGUUCAGCUGAUCGUUGAAGUGGAAGAAUCCAAACUGCAGCAAGACGUGGACGAGGACGAUUUGGAUGAAGCAGCGACGUUUCAGCCGCAGCCACCGACCGGCUUUCAGGAGCCCGUCGGACAGCCGCCAAUGCCAGCAUCCAGACCGGACACAUCCGCGGCCCAGAGCAACGCCACCAUGAACAGCACUGCAUCGUCGUUCCUCAGCGUCAUCACGGGGGUUGGCGAGCUGCAACAAGCCGAGCGCACGACCCGCCGGCCCGUUGACACCAGCAGACCAUAUCUGAUCAUCGACGCUCGCUCAUCAGACGACUACGAAGCCUGUCACGUCGUGGGAGCGAAAUCGUUUCCCUACACGCGGCUGUCCCGCGCAACAAACAUGCUCACGCCGGAACUCCUUGCAUACAAGAACAAGGAAGGGUGCGUGAUUGUUGUGUAUGACGAGGACGAGAGCGUUGCACCACGGGUGGCCACAUCGCUCGUUCAGCAUGGCAUUGACAACCUGUUCAUGCUGUCUGGAGGGCUUCGCGUUCUGUCGCACAAGUUCCCUGAUGGCCUCAUUGUUGGCGACCUGCCGGCAUCGUGUCGCCCGAAGAAAGGCGACAUGGCCACGCACGCCCACCGCGUGGUUCUGGGCUCGCUCACACCAGAUAACCUGGAAGUGGUGCGCCAGCAGCUGGAAACCAACCUCCUCGCAGACGAUGCUUCAUCGACUGCAAGUUCGCGCACGAGCAGAACAACGUCGACAGCACGGCGAGGGGCGCCUGCGUCAAAGCCGGGAACGGCAGCAUCCACACGCACCACCCGCAGCUCCCGAAGCACACGCACAACCCCGUCAAAAACAACGUGGAAGUGAGGGACAUGUGCAUGUGUGUGUAGCGCAUGUGCAUGUGUGUGUAGCGCAUGUGCAUGUGUGUGUGGCGCAUGUGCAUGUGUGUGUCUGUGUAUGUCUGUUUGUCUGUCUGUUUGUCUGUCUCUGUCUGUGUAACUGUUGUUCAGGAGGAACUUCAACCCAAGUGUUUCAGCCCGUUCAGUGACCCUUGCUCGUUUCCACACACACACACACACACACACACGCGCGCGCGCGCGCGCACACACUCUCUCCCCUCCAUCUCUUUGUUAUUUUCCGCCCAAGUGCCCAUGCAUCUGGGUGUACCGAUGCAUGUGACAUGUUCUGUUUGUGUUCCUACUGUGCAUUGCUUCAGUUUGUGGUAAUGUGUGAGACCACACAAUACAGAAAGACUUUUCUG
Messenger RNA from Salpingoeca rosetta, 1470 nucleotides. RefSeq lists its product as uncharacterized. The record is from RefSeq and is a predicted model, not a curated record. Lineage: Eukaryota; Choanoflagellata; Craspedida; Salpingoecidae. The coding region runs from base 30 to 1076 and encodes 348 amino acids. Gene Ontology annotation, cellular component: ciliary basal body. Gene Ontology annotation, biological process: protein polyglutamylation; cilium assembly. The transcript is spliced from 11 exons.